Messenger RNA from Microthlaspi erraticum, 369 nucleotides. The record is from the annotation of a GenBank genome assembly. Lineage: Eukaryota; Viridiplantae; Streptophyta; Magnoliopsida; Brassicales; Brassicaceae.
AUGGCAUCAAAAGGAAAGAAACCAACGAGAAGAACAGCUAAAGGAAGAAGAACAAGAAGCAACUUCAAGAAUCCAUCUCCUCCGUGUAGUAUCAACAGUGACGUCACUUCAACGACAGCAUCACCUACUUCACCCUCAUCAACCGCCACGUCAACAUCGUCGAUUCCAGCUAGCGGAUGUUGUACUCCGAAUUCGAAGAAGUCACGGAUACCGGAUAUGCUGACGUGUCCGCCUGCACCGAAGAAGCAAAGGGUGGCGCAAAACUUUGCUUUGAGGAGGAGGCAAAUCGCUUUCUUUGCUCCUCCAGACGUAGAGCUCUUCUUCGUUUUCGCACUUGGUCAUAAUCAUGGUCAGCAAAUCACUAAAUAA